AGUUGUAACGAUCAAAAAAAGGCGGUGGCUAUUUGCUUACAGAGAUCGCCGUGUGUGCUCAUAGAGCGAAACUCUCCCAAGGACUGUUUGCUGAAGUCGGAGUUGGCGCGUGACUUGCCCGAGCUCUGUGUCAAUCAGUUUAAAGCUUUCAUGGACUGUAAGCGCGGCAUGAUCGACAUGCGCAAGCGUAUCAGGGGGAACGGGCCGUUAUCCACCGGGAAGUACGACGAAACGUACUCGAAGCUCUCUAGUGGUGAUUUUAACGCCGAAGACGAGGUUCUGAAGUUGAGAAAGUUGAAUGGUAAAUAA
Molecule: messenger RNA, 309 nt
Organism: Babjeviella inositovora NRRL Y-12698
Lineage: Eukaryota; Fungi; Ascomycota; Pichiomycetes; Serinales
Exons: 1
Biological process (GO): mitochondrial respiratory chain complex IV assembly
Cellular component (GO): mitochondrion
Source: RefSeq, a predicted model, not a curated record